AUGGAAAAAGCUAAACAAAAAAGAGACAGAUUCAACAAACCGCUGGUCCUGCGCCAUUACAAUGACCCGGAAGAAGAGGAGGAGAUGGAAGAGCCCCCCCAGGAGCCCCAGGCUUUCUGGAUGGAACUGUUGGUGGGGAAGGCUCAGAUGCCAGCUAUGGGAGAGGCCAACCCAGAGAUGAAGAAGUUCCAUUAUGCCCUGGCAGAUGCUGUCUGCCAAAGUUACUCUGAUCUUCCUUGGGGUGGCCUGUACACCAACAUAUUCAGUGACUGGCCGAAUCCUGUUAUCCUGGGGACAUUUACACCCUUUGGAUGCGGUAGCAUUUCCUUUCCUCUUAGGAAGACCAUAGCAAUGAUGUUUAAUCAGGACGGAGGCAUAUUGAUCAGCAAAAAAGGAAGCAUCAUAAGGGAAUGGGUGUGGCCUUCGAAGGGAAAAAUUGACGAUCCGAUUGAAAUUGGGGUAAAUAAAUACAUCACUGUGACUAUUUCGGGGCGCUUCGCCAUCACCCUCAUCUACAAAAGGCAUCCCCAAAGCCUGAAGCUGUCACUGGCACCUGUCAAACACAGGCCUCCACCGUUACCUGAUAAGUUGUUCCCCGAUAUCAACCCCUCUUCCCGGGACGCUAAGGAAACGUUGGCGGCCUACAAAAAGCAAUGCAGAAUGCAGGAGUUGAUGGCCCAGAACAGAGAUGCUUUAAAGUUAGCAGACCCAGUGGACACAGACCCUGAUGAUCCAGGAGAGGACAUAAGCCUUAUGCAUGACCUUGCGACAUCCAUCGAACUGAGCAGAAUACAGAAGAAGGUUAAGCACAUCCUCCUUCACUGGCUGAACUACUACAGAUCCACACUGGGCCUGGAGUCCCUGCAUGUCUGCCGACUGCCCACGUUUGCAAAGAAAGCGAUCAGGAAGCCCAAGGUGUCCUUUACAAUACCUGCUCUGACUCAAAGUGCAAAGGAAGCGGAUUGGUACAAGGAGUGUCUCCGGUACAGAAACAACUUCCUGACCCUGAAGGAGUUCUUCAAGCCUUCCCCUUACCACUACAUCCACAGGACCUCAACCGUCAGCCCGUGUCCCCGGUUUCCUCUUCUCACUAAAAGGAAGGAUUUGUGGUUUUCUUCCCAGCUGGCUUGUCCCGUGGUCCUGAGGAAGACAAUGUGUGGGGAGGAUGGGGACAUAUGCAGAUGUAGCUGUCACAUCAUCCCCAAAGUGACAGACCUAGAGUACGACCACCUCAUCGGCAAACAGCUGUCCCGCAUGGAUCAGAUCAUUGUUGUCUGCGUCUUCUCAGCUAAGAGAGAGGACAGGACGAUAGAAGAAGUGACCGACCUGUACAAGGAGAUGAACAAAUGCAGAAACAUGCCCUGCAUUCAGAGUCAUUUGGAUCCCUUUCGGCUGCUCAAAUACGAUGUCACAUCAGUGUCUAAGUUUAUGAAACCUGGUUGCCCACUCCUAGUUCGAAGACACAAUCUCACCCCGGGAAUUUUUUUGAUGUACAUCCGAGGAAAGUUACUCUUUGCCAACUUUAUUUUCAAUGGUUACAGUACAUCUGCUACUGACCUUCAAAAGCAAAUUGUGAAGACCAGAGAGGAUUAUCACAUGGGCUAUUUCCUACCCAGCGACUUCAGGAUACGGUAG
Messenger RNA from Microtus ochrogaster (prairie vole), 1635 nucleotides. RefSeq names its product protein FAM194C-like. The record is from RefSeq and is a predicted model, not a curated record. Lineage: Eukaryota; Metazoa; Chordata; Mammalia; Rodentia; Cricetidae.